UUAUUCCUACCAGGGGUGCUGUUAGCGUGUUUCUUGGCCCAUACCACCAGGAUGUCUGCUAACCAGGCUAUUUUAUAUGUUCGUGCUAAACGCCCGGAUUCCAUCCAAACCCGGAGUCAGCUGCGGUGCGUCAGACAGUUUGUCCAGUUUCUUACUCCUCUGAGGAGUGUGUUUUCCUGUGCUGAGCCCCGAUCCAAACGGGUCACCCUGUCGCAGUACCUGAAGCUCCAGAGACACAUUCUGCAUGGCUAUGAACGAAGGGAACUUAGAUAUCUACCAAAGAUUGUCCAACUAGUGUCUAGGCUGCUGAUAGACAUUGCAGAAAAUCGACAGGUGAUUGAAGAAGACAUUCUAGAAGCUCCUGAUGUCCAAGACAUAGAAAUGACCCUCAGCAUUAUUGAGAAGAUGGGGCCUGAACUAUUUACACAGGAGCCCCGUUUACCAGGUACUCCCACCUUACCCAGACACUUCAAUGAGCCACCAAUCUUCUACCAUCGCAAAAGCCUGAGCUACAGUGAGUCCGACUUGAGGCGGCUGGGUUCUCAGCUCAACCUCCUGACACAAUCGCUUAACUCUCUACCACAGAGCAAUGCCCCAUUUCCCCACUGUGAGUCCACCCACCCUGAAUGUCAGCCUCAAGUUUGGAGUUGCAACACCUCCAUCACGUCGCACAACUCAGCAGGCUCCCUGUGGGAGCUCAAGAACACUGAAGGCCAAAAAAAUACAAACAUUCUUCUGAAGAAAACAGAGACAAGACCCAUCCAACGCAGUGAAUCUGUAGGAAAUGAUGAUGCUACCAAAAAGGGCAACAUAUUGUCCAGAUGGAAAGCAGAGCAGAGGGAAGAAUUAGCACUAAACAGAAAGAUACCUCAGGGUAGAGAAGAUGAGCAGUCAGAGGUGCCCUUUAUCACCUUGCAGUCAGAGUUGUCUCUGGAGGCCAGGAGGCUGCUCGUGGCACAAGCACUCGCAGUGGACCUUUUUCAAGAUGGUAAAGAAGAGCACAAGCACAAAGUCUUAACCUGGCAGGAGGAACUAAACCAAGGCGGUGCUUGGGAAAGGCUGUGUAUGGAACGAGAUCCUUUUAUCCUCACCGGGCUGAUGUGGGCAUGGCUGGAGCAGCUUAAAGAACCAGUCAUAUCCAUCCAGGAUGCCAUGACCCUGAGCCUCGAUAACACUGAUGCUCAGACUGUCCUUAACACACUGGACCAGGUCUCUCUCUCUCGCUCUCACACACACACCUUGAGAUUUGAAACAGCAGUAGUACACUGAAUUGCCAAGACAACCCUACUGUUUCUGAAUACGAUGCUCAACAUCUCGUCUUAGGCACCUAAAGAAACAUUAACAUGCAUACUCGACUGUAUGGCUCACAUGAUGAAGAUACCAGUUGAAGUAGAAAAUGCAUUUCUGAAUCGCACCAUCAAGGCUUUCACAUGGGUAAGCAAGUGAAGACAAAUGAGCGUCCUCAUCCAUUAUUAUUAUGAUUAUUACAUUUUUUGAUUUACACCUAUACUAUCUUGUUCGCUUUUGGGCAGAAAGAAAAUAAAUCAGAGGAUGGAAGAAAAGUGUAUGAAACCAUGACAACUGUCCUAAGCUGUGCCCUUCAUGACAUGAGAACUAUAGCCAUCAGGGAAGAACAGAAACUCAACACGAUUGUCUUCCCUUUGACGUAGGUAAUAUAAUCUGUUUUUGUGCUUUGUCAUAAAAAUUAUUUUAUAUGUAACUGUUGGGUUUUUUCUGCCUGCCUGAACCCCACCCGGUAGUUUUAUGUGGUGAACGAACUCUGUAACAGACAGGAGAC
This is a messenger RNA of Thalassophryne amazonica, 1798 nucleotides long. RefSeq names its product protein tyrosine phosphatase domain containing 1b (gene ptpdc1b). The record is from RefSeq and is a predicted model, not a curated record. The transcript is spliced from 2 exons. Gene Ontology annotation, biological process: cilium assembly. The annotation marks the transcript as partial. NCBI's taxonomy places the organism in Eukaryota, Metazoa, Chordata, Actinopteri, Batrachoidiformes, Batrachoididae.